AUGGCGUCUCUGUGCCGAGGCUACCUCCUGUUCGUCCACCUCCUGCUGCUGCCCGUGGCGCUUCUUCCGUGCGCCCAUGGAGCACCAGCAGACACGGGUAAGAUCAAAAUCUCGGCCGUCUUCGUGUUCGGCGACUCCAUCGUCGACCCCGGCAACAACAAUAAUCGGCUCACGGAGGCGAAGGCAGACUUCCCGCCCUACGGCCAGGACUUCCCCGGCGGGGUGGCCACCGGGAGAUUCUCCAACGGCAAGGUCCCUGGGGACAUGUUUGCUUCAGGGUUCGGAAUUAAGAAACUACUGCCACCAUACAUUGGAGACGAUCUUCAACUAAGUGACCUACUUACUGGUGUCGUAUUUGCCUCAGGAGGCAGUGGAUAUGAUCCUUUAACUUCUAUACCCGCGGCUGCUACAUCAAGUACCGGACAGCUUGAGUUAUUCCUUGAGUAUAAGGAGAGGUUAAGAUAUUUAGUUGGUGAAGAGGAGACGGCACGUGUAAUCUCUGAAGGCAUAUACUUCACAGUCAUGGGGGCAAAUGACCUUGCAAACAAUUACUUUUUACUCCCCUUGAGGCGCCAUCAAUAUGACCUUCCUUCAUAUGUUAACUUUCUUGUUUCUUCGGCCGUCAACUUCACUAUGAAAUUAAAUGAGAUGGGUGCAAGGAGAAUUGGGUUCAUUGGCAUUCCACCAGUUGGAUGUUGUCCUUCACAAAGAAUACUUGGAUCAAGAGAAUGUUUCAAGGAGGUAGCCGAGGGAUGCUGUGGCAGCACAGUACUAAAUGCAGCAAUAUUCAUUAAAAAUCAUCAUGCAUGUCCAAAUGUUAACGAUUUCAUUUUUUGGGACAGCUUCCACCCUACUGAAAAGGCCUACAGCAUUGUGGUUGAUAAACUCUUUCAGCAAAAUAUGCAUGACCUAAUGUGA
Molecule: messenger RNA, 918 nt
Organism: Lolium rigidum
Lineage: Eukaryota; Viridiplantae; Streptophyta; Magnoliopsida; Poales; Poaceae
Product: GDSL esterase/lipase EXL1-like
Exons: 5
Coding region: 1-918 (305 amino acids)
Molecular function (GO): hydrolase activity, acting on ester bonds
Source: RefSeq, a predicted model, not a curated record